AUGAGGGUUCUCUAUCUAGCAUGCUCCCUGGCUGGUUUCGCUUUAAUGGGGAAGACCCAGGCCUCUUUGCGAAAUUACCCCGUAGCAGAGACCACCAACGGAUCCUACAAGGAUGUAUAUCUACCUCACUACGAUCAGGAUCUGUUCUUAGACAUACCCUCUGCUCAGCCGCCGAUAGAGAUUCGGCGUUUCCGGAACCCUGAGCCUCUCACCACAGACUGGACAGGGGAACGCCCCUCCACCAAAUACGCCUUUGUGAACUCGGUCAAGUUCAACAAGCCGAUGAAUGCAGUAAGCAUCGCAUACCGUCUCGGUCCGUAUGGCUUCUUCAACGGCAACGAGGUAGCGGCUGAGAAGGCAUUGAAUCUGGGUCUCAAGGAUCAGCGGCUUGCCCUGCACUGGAUUCAGGAGAACAUUGCCGGCUUUGGGGGUGACCCACGAAAACUCACUAUCUACGGUCAAAGCGCUGGCGCUGAAGGUGUGGGGUAUCAUCUUCGUGCGUUCAACGGCCGCGAUGAUGGCCUGUUCCGGGCUGCUAUCAUGCAGUCAGGGCCAGUCAUUCCCCAAGGGCCUCUCAGUCUGACCGCGAGCUACCAAUACAGGUACGAGGGGGUGGUUGCUGAGGAAGGCUGCUCUCAUGCUGAUCAUAAGCUCGACUGUUUGCGUGCCUUGCCCUUCGCGGUUCUAAACAAUGUGCUCAACUCUUCUGCUUACAAUACAGGUUGGGGGCCUACAGUCGAUGGUGACUUUGUCGCCCGCUAUACCAGCGAGCAAGUAGAUGAUGGCUCCUUCGCCCGUGUGCCCAUCAUCGCCGGGACUACCACCGACGAAGGGAGCACACAAUCUCCCAAGCCUGUGAAUACCACUGAAGAAUUGAGAGGCUGGAUGAAUACAACAUCGAGCUACCAGCUUGCCCUCCCAAAAUCCUCUAUUAACGCUCUCCUUACCCUCUAUCCAAACACUACCACCUUCGGCAUACCCAGCUCCGCAGAGCUGGGUGGCAACGUUACUCUGCCACAGCCCUACGGCGCAGCUUUCCGGCGAUCAGCAGCCUACUUUGGCGACCAAGUCUUCACCGCGUCUCGACGCAAGACAUGCCAGGCCUGGGCUGCUCACGCCUUGUCUGCCUACUGCUACCGAUUCAACACCAAGCCCACAACUACCAGCUGGGUGGAGGGCGUAGCGCAUUUCUCCGAUGUGGCGUUUGUGUUCAACAACCUCAACGGACAGGGAUACGAUGUCAACCCAUUUGCCAUGGGGAAUCUGACUCAUAAAUAUAUUGAGCUAAGCUAUUUGAUGGCCGGUUCAUGGGCGAGUUUUGUGUCCGAUCUAGACCCUAUUCGUGGAGAGGCACGGGGAGAAAUGCCAUUAGGGCUGUGGGCGGAGAGUCUGGCUGGCCGGUAUAGACGGUUGAUUGGCCGCGCAAUAUGGUUUUCGAUGCGAACGUGA
Messenger RNA from Aspergillus nidulans FGSC A4, 1449 nucleotides. RefSeq lists its product as uncharacterized. Gene Ontology annotation, molecular function: carboxylesterase activity. The transcript is spliced from 5 exons. Lineage: Eukaryota; Fungi; Ascomycota; Eurotiomycetes; Eurotiales; Aspergillaceae. The record is from RefSeq and is a predicted model, not a curated record. Bases 1 to 1449 code for a protein of 482 amino acids.